Molecule: messenger RNA, 1720 nt
Organism: Bombus huntii
Lineage: Eukaryota; Metazoa; Arthropoda; Insecta; Hymenoptera; Apidae
Product: odorant receptor Or1-like
Exons: 4
Coding region: 27-1286 (419 amino acids)
Biological process (GO): detection of chemical stimulus involved in sensory perception of smell; sensory perception of smell
Cellular component (GO): plasma membrane
Molecular function (GO): olfactory receptor activity; odorant binding
Source: RefSeq, a predicted model, not a curated record
GGCAGAGGUAACUAAGAAACAAAACGAUGCACAGACUUCCUCUGUCGUUUGCUUUGCUCACUUACUGCGGUUACUGGAGACCAGCUAAAUGGCCACACACUUCGCUCAAGUAUCGUCUGUACAACGUUUACUCGGUGUUCAUGAUUUUGCUACUAUACUUCUUCACGUUCUGCUCUUGCGUGGAUUCGUUUACUAGCAAAAACCUGGAGGCUAUGACCGACAAAUUUUCUCUCUGCGUCUCUGUGGUAGGAGUCUGCCUUAAAGUAGCCAAUCUCUUUGUCCGGCGAGGAAAAAUUAUAAAUGUGAUGAAUAUGUUGUUGAACGAGAAUUGUAUUGCGAGAGACGAUCAGGAAGAACGCAUCCAACGAAAGAACGAUGAUUAUGCCAGGUUUUCUUUUUUACAAUAUUCCUUCGUGGACUACACUUACGCGGCUCACGAUCAUCUUGCCAUGAAUUACUGCUUACAAGUUUGUUACAGAAAACUGGCGAUAUACUGCGAGAUCCUGAACGAAUCGGCAGUGUUCUUUGCGACCGUGGGACAAUACAAAAAACUCAUAAGUAUGAGAGAGUUACCAGUGUCCGACUGGAUGCCGUACGAUUUAUCCUCGCAAAAAGUGUACACGAUAUCCCUAGUGUAUCAAACAGUUGGUUUGUUGAUCUGUGCAAAUACCAGCGUGGCCAACGAAACACUGAUCGCAGGAUUGAUGAUACAAGUCGGCACGCAAUUUGAGAUAUUUUGUCAUCGAGCUAGAAAUCUAUCAUUCUCAUUGACGUCAGCGAGAAGGAACACUAUGUCUAACGAAGAAUUCAAGAUAAGAUGCAAUAAGAUUAUUGGGAACUUAAUUAGACAUCACUACGAAAUUUACGAAUUUGCUAAAACAGUAAACAGUGUGUUUCAGUACAUGAUUUUCUUACAAUUUUGCAUAAGUUCGAUAGUACUAUGUCUGAGUGUUUAUCAGUUUUCCAAGGUAGAUCCGUUCAGUAUGAACUUCUUAUGGAGCGGCUUCUAUUUGUGCUGUAUGCUUAUGCAGGUGUAUUUAUACUGUUGGUUUGGGAACGAGGUGACGUUGAAGAGCAACAAAGUUCGCGAUGCUAUUUAUGAUAUGGAUUGGACCAUGCUACCUACUGACGUAAUGAAAAGUUUAUUACUGAUCCUGAUUAGAACUGAUAGACCUGUUAAAAUGACAAGCGGUCACGUUGUUGUUUUAUCUUCGCAAUCUUUCGUGUCACUACUGAAGACUUCUUACUCCGUGUUUAGUGUGUUCCAACAGAGCCAGGAAUCGUGAAAACAAAGGAUAAUUUCUUAACAUAGAACCGUCUUUCUUCGAUUCUUCCGAAUAGGGUAAUAACUGUUCACUUAGAGAAAGGAAAAGAAAAAAACAAAUCUUUCAAAACACUGGAAACUUGCACUAGAGUAUCCGAAGUGCAUUCCAAUAAAUUAUAUGAAACUUGAAUAACACAUAUGUACAUGCUUAAAUCACUUGCCCUUAGCGACACAUUUCACUUGUGUUCCUCUUCUUCCGUCAAUGAAACUAUUCAAAACAAAGUAUAUCGGUAAACCGCGACCUUCUUUCUCUUGCGACCGACGAAAGCAGACUGAUGGUGCUGCGUGUUCUACAGUUUACUUCUUAUUAAUUUUCCCCUCGUGGAGGGGAGACAGAUAAUAGCCGAUGAAUCAUUAUCCAUUUCCACGGCAAAUUCGACCAUUUCUUCGUUUAUC